This is a messenger RNA of Carica papaya (papaya), 1380 nucleotides long. The record is from RefSeq and is a predicted model, not a curated record. Lineage: Eukaryota; Viridiplantae; Streptophyta; Magnoliopsida; Brassicales; Caricaceae.
CGGCCCACCACUUGCCUCCUCCGUUACCCAUACCCCCCACCCCCUUGCUUCUCUGCAAAGGAGCGGGGCUUCUCUUUCCCCCUUUCUCCAAUCCUCUCUGCGAAUUAAACUUACUCUCUCCGCUUUGAAUGCUUCAGAUAAUCAUUCUUCUUUCUCAUUGGGGAAACUGCUCUCUUUCUUGUUUAACUGUGCAAGCAGAAAUUUUAUCUGGUUCGCAUCAAUCCGAAACCACUCAUGUCUACCAUUUCGAUCCACAGAACUCAGUUGUUGACAUUCUCUGCUAAUCGAUCACGUACUAACCGCCACAAAAUCCCCACAAUUUCCGCCUCCUGGACAAUGAUAAUGGAUUCAAAGUCUUCCAAUACAAGGAAAACUGAGGAGCUAUCACUACAACUUACCCGCUCCUCGAUUCCUGAACCUCAAACAUUAGAUUUGUCUCGUCUGAAGUUUGACCGACUUCAGCUAGCGGAGGACGAGGUCAAUCAAAGCCCAAGGAUUGAAUUUGGACGGUUUGUGGCACGAGAGGCUGUGCUCGAUGAAGAAUAUUGGACAGCGGCAUGGCUGCGAGCAGAAAGUCACUGGGAGGAUCGAAGAAAUGAAAGAUAUGUUGAUAACUACAAAAGGAAAUUUGCAGAGCAGGAAUUCAAUGCCAUCAAAAGAAGAUGCAAAGGGCUACAUGGGCAGAAGUGUAUGUGCAUUGUCACGGACUUGGUGAAGAAGAAAGAGAGGAAUGUAAAGUGCAGUGUACUCAAAAGUGUGGUUGGAACUCUUGAUCUGAGCAUCCGAUAUUUGUUGCAUGGAGAGACCUUUCCUGGGGAACGGGUGAAGGUUCCUUCCUUCAGUACUGUGAGUAGAACGGAUCCAAACCGAUAUGGAUAUGUUGCAAAUCUCUGUGUUGCAAAAUCAGCUCGACGUCAGGGUAUUGCUAGCAGUAUGUUACAUUUUGCCAUUGAAUCUGCCAAAUCCCGAGGUAGUGGCGCUGCAGGAAUUAAACAAGUGUAUGUGCAUGUAGAUAAAAACAACAUACCAGCACAAGAACUGUAUAAAAUAAUUGGUUUUGAGAUGAUCAGUAUGGCGCACUCUCAGCAGGGAGAAGAGCAGACGUACUUGCUUUGUUUCAAGGCAUAACAGCUUAUUCAACAAAAUUUCUUAGAUACUUUUCCUUGUGUGUGUAUAUGGGAAAGUGUUCAACACAAAUUCUUGGAUAUUUUACCUUUUGCGUGUAUGUGGGAUGAGUGUUCAACAUAUUUCUUGGAUACUUUUCCUUUUGUGUGUAUAUGGGAAAGUCAGAUAGAUUGUAAGCUACUACGGUGUCGGGCACAAAUGUUUCUGUACGUAAUGAAGGGCAAUAUUUAUCAGCAGCCUUUUCGCACCUGUGAA